AAGAGGGCAGAAAACAUAGGUCUCUGAGGAGUGAGUUUGAGGUGAGGCAGACUUAGGUCUGACCCCUGGAUGGACACCAGAUUCUUGGCCCUGGACCUAGACACCUAACUUCUUGUCUCUGAAAGUUAGGAGGGGAGGGAGUGGGCCUCUAUCACCUAAUUGGGCCACACAGAGGAAGGAGGUGAUGGAGAAACAGGAUAUGGCCUUGAUGGGUAGAUGGAAGGGAGGCUUGCCGCAGAGGCCACUUCCAGACCCAGGCCCAGAGUCACAGUCCUUGCUGAGGAGGAAGGCUCCUCCCUGCUGGGCCCGGUCAUCUAGUCUGGCCACCUGUGCUGCUCACCAAGACCUGCCUGCACCAGCCUGAGGGAAGGAGAGGGGGCAGAGUCCAGAAGGUUCCCCCAGGCACCAUGCCAGCCCCAUAGUACCACCCACCCCACCCACUGUGGUCUGCUGCACCCUACUGCUGGGGCGCUGGUUCCAAUGAGACAGGGCACACCAAACUCCCAUCUGGCUGUUACUGAGGCGGAGACACGGGUGAUGAUUGGCUUUCUGGGGAGAGAGGAAGUCCUGUGAUUGGUCAGGUCUCCGGAGCUCGCCGACGCCGGGAGAGAAAGCUCCCACGGAGGCCGGAAUUGGCUGUGAAAGGCCCUGGGCGACCAUCUGGGGGCAGUGGGCACUCCUGUCAGAGCGGCUGGAGCCGGACCAUCGCCCCAAGGAGCUGGGGCAGGGGGCCGUGCCCGAUCUCUGGGGCCACUGCUGACCUGGCUGGAUGCAUCGGGCAGUGGACCCUGCAGGGGCCCGCGCUGCACGGGAAGCCUUUGCCCUUGGGGGCUUGAGCUGUGCUGGGGCCUGGAGCUCCUGCCCGCCCCAUCCCCCUCCUCGGAGCGCAUGGCUGCCUGGAGGCAGGUGCUCUGCCAGCAUCGGGCAGCCCCCACUCCCUGCUCCCCUACCUCCUUCACACGGCAGUAGCUCUGGCCACCCCAACAAACCGUAUUAUGCUCCAGGGACACCCACCCCAAGACCCCUCCAUGGGAAGCUGGAAUCCCUGCAUGGCUGUGUGCAGGCAUUGCUCCGGGAGCCGGCCCAGCCGGGGCUGUGGGAGCAGCUUGGGCAGCUGUACGAGUCAGAGCACGACAGUGAGGAGGCUGUACGCUGCUACCACAGCGCCCUUCGAUACGGAGGAAGCUUGGCUGAGCUGGGGCCCCACGUCGGCCGACUACAGCAGGCCCAGCUCUGGAACUUUCAUGCCGGCUCCUGCCAGCACCGACCCAAGGUCCUGCCUCCCCUGGAGCAAGUGUGGAACUUGUUGCACCUUGAGCACAAACGGAACUAUGGGGCCAAGCGGGGGGGUCCCCCGGUGAAGCGAGCCGCCGAACCCCCGGUGGUGCAGCCUAUGCCUCCUGCAGCACUCUCAGGCCCCUCGGGGGAGGAGGGCCUCAGCCCUGGAGGCAAACGCAGGAGAGGCUGCAACUCUGAGCAGACUGGCCUUCCCCCAGGGCUGCCGCUGCCUCCGCCACCAUUACCCCCAGCCCCACCCCCGCCUGGCCUAGCCACCAGCCCUCCAUUCCAGCUGACCAAGCCAGGGCUGUGGAGUACCCCGCAUGGAGAUGCAUGGGGCCCCGAGCGCAAGGGUUCAGCACCCCCAGAGCGCCAGGAGCAGCGGCACUCGCUGCCUCACCCAUAUCCAUACCCAGCUCCGGCCUACCCUGUGCAUCCCCCCGGCCACCGGCUGGUCCCGGCUGCACCCCCAGGCCCCCGCCCCCCAGGAGCAGAGAGCCAUGGCUGCCCACCUGCCACCCGUCCCCCCGGAAGUGACCUUAGAGAGAGCAGAGUUCAGAGGUCGCGGAUGGACUCCAGCGUUUCACCAGCAGCAACCACCGCCUGCGUGCCUUACGCCCCUUCCCGGCCCCCUGGCCCCCCCGGCACCACCACCAGCAGCAGUAGCAGCAGCAGCAGCCCUGGUCUCCGGGGCGUGGAGCCGAGCCCAGGCAUUCCCGGUGCUGACCAUUACCAAACUCCCGCGCUGGAGGUCUCCUCUCACCAAGGCCGCCUUGGGCCCUCAGCACACAGUAGUCGGAAACCAUUCCUGGCGGCUCCCGCUGCCACUCCCCACCUGUCCCUGCCACCUGGCCCCUCCUCACCUCCUCCUCCCCCUUGUCCCCGCCUCUUACGCCCUCCACCCCCCCCUGCCUGGCUGAAGGGCCCAGCCUGCCGAGCAGCCCGUGAGGAUGGAGAGAUCUUAGACGAGCUCUUCUUCGGGGCUGAGGGACGCCCCCGCCCUCCCCCGCCACCCCUCCCCCACCGCGAGGGCUUCUUGGGACCUCCGGCCCCCCGCUUUUCUGUGGGCACUCAGGAUUCGCACACCCCUCCCGCUCCCCCAACCACCAGCAGCAGCAACAGUGGCAGCCACAGCAGCAGCCCUACUGGGCCUGUGUCCUUCCCUACACCUUCCUAUUUGGCCAGAAGUAUGGACCCCCUUCCCCGCCCCCCCAGCCCAACACUGAGCCCCCAGGACCCACCUCUUGCACCCCUGACUCUUGCCCUGCCUCCAGCCCCUCCCUCCUCUUGCCACCAGAAUACCUCAGGAAGCUUCAGGCACCCGGAGAGCCCUCGGCCCAGGGUCUCCUUCCCAAAGACCCCCGAGGGGGGGCCGGGGCCAUCCCCAGGCCCCCUGAAUAAAGCCCCCCAGCCUGUGCCGCCCAGGGUUGGGGAGCUGCCUGCCCGAGGCCCUCGACUCUUUGAUUUCCCCCCUACCCCACUGGAGGACCAGUUUGAGGAGCCAGCUGAAUUCAAGAUCCUACCUGAUGGGCUGGCCAACAUCAUGAAGAUGCUGGAUGAAUCCAUUCGCAAGGAGGAGGAGCAGCAACGACACGAGGCAGGCGUGGUCCCCCCACCUCCUCUGAAGGAGCCCUUUACAUCUCUGCAGCCUCCAUUCCCCACUGACACAGCCCCAGCCACCACUGCUGCCACGGCCGCUGCCGCCACCACCCCGGCCACCCAGGAAGAGGAGAAGAAGCCACCACCAGCCCUGCCACCACCGCCGCCUCUAGCCAAGUUCCCGUCACCACCCCAGCCACCGCCAACUGCGCGAGCCCCACCAGCCAGCCCGGCCAACCUGCUCAAGUCCUUGGCCUCCGUGCUGGAAGGACAAAAGUACUGUUACCGGGGGACUGGAGCAGCUGUUCCCACCCGGCCUGGGCCCUUGCCCACCACUCAGUAUUCCCCCGGUUCCUCUUCAGGUGCUACCGCCCCACCGCCCACCUCCGCGGCCCCGAGCGCCCAGGGCUCCCCACAGCCCUCCGCUUCCUCGUCAUCUCAGUUCUCUACCUCAGGCGGGCCCUGGGCCCGGGAGCGCAGGGCGGGCGAAGAGCCAGCCCCGGGCCCCAUGACCCCCGCACCCCCGCCCCCACCCCUGCCGCUGCCCCCUGCUCGCUCUGAGUCUGAGGUGCUAGAAGAGAUAAGUCGGGCCUGUGAGACCCUUGUGGAGCGGGUGGGCCGGAGCACCGCAGACCCGGCCGACCCAGUGGACACGGCAGAUCGAGCGGACAGCGGGACUGAGCGACUGCAGCCCCCAGCUCAGGCCAAGGAGGAGAGCGGUGGGGUGGCGGCCGCGGCACGACCAGGGAGCAGCAAGAGGCGGCAGAAGGAGCACCGGCGGCACCGGCGGGCCUGUAAGGACAGUGUGGGUCGGCGGCCCCGGGAGGGCAGGGCCAAGGCCAAGGCCAAGGCCAAGGCCCCCAAAGAAAAGAGCCGCCGAGUGCUGGGGAACCUGGACCUGCAGAGCGAGGAGAUCCAGGGUCGUGAGAAGGCCCGGCCGGAUCUGGGCGGGGCCUCCAAGGCCAAGCCGCCCGUAGCUCCGGGCCCUCCGCCAGUUCCUGCACCCUCUGUCCAGCCCACACCCCCGGCAGCCCCUGUCCCUGGGAAGAAGGCUCGGGAGGAAGCUCCGGGGCCACUGGGUGUCAGCCGGGCUGACAUGCUGAAGCUGCGCUCACUUAGUGAAGGGCCCCCCAAGGAGCUGAAGAUCCGGCUCAUCAAAGUAGAAAGUGGUGACAAGGAGACCUUCAUCGCCUCGGAGGUGGAAGAGCGGAGGCUGCGGAUGGCAGACCUCACCAUCAGCCACUGUGCUGCCGACGUCGUGAGGGCCAGCAAGAAUGCCAAGGUGAAAGGGAAGUUUCGGGAGUCCUACCUUUCCCCUGCACAGUCUGUGAAACCGAAGAUCAACUCGGAGGAGAAGCUGCCCCGGGAAAAACUGAACCCGCCCACACCCAGCAUCUAUCUGGAGAGUAAACGGGACGCCUUCUCGCCGGUGCUGCUGCAGUUCUGUACAGACCCUCGAAAUCCCAUCACCGUGAUCCGGGGCCUGGCAGGCUCCCUGCGGCUCAACUUGGGCCUCUUCUCCACCAAGACGCUGGUGGAGGCCAGUGGUGAGCACACGGUGGAGGUGCGCACCCAGGUGCAGCAGCCCUCAGAUGAGAACUGGGACCUGACAGGCACGCGACAGAUCUGGCCCUGCGAGAGCUCCCGUUCCCACACCACCAUUGCCAAGUACGCGCAGUACCAGGCCUCAUCCUUCCAAGAGUCCCUGCAGCAGGAGGAGAAGGAGAGUGAGGACGAGGAGUCCGAGGAGCCGGACAGCACCACGGGAACCCCUCCUAGCAGCGCACCGGAUCCGAAGAACCAUCACAUCAUCAAGUUUGGCACCAACAUCGACCUGUCCGAUGCCAAGCGGUGGAAGCCCCAGCUGCAGGAGCUGCUGAAGCUGCCCGCCUUCAUGCGGGUAACCUCCACGGGCAACAUGCUGAGCCACGUGGGCCACACCAUCCUGGGCAUGAACACAGUGCAGCUGUACAUGAAGGUCCCAGGCAGCCGAACGCCAGGCCAUCAGGAGAACAACAACUUCUGCUCGGUCAACAUCAACAUUGGCCCAGGAGACUGCGAGUGGUUCGCGGUGCACGAGCACUACUGGGAGACCAUCAGCGCUUUCUGCGACCGGCAUGGCGUGGACUACCUGACGGGUUCCUGGUGGCCAAUCCUGGAUGACCUCUAUGCUUCCAACAUCCCUGUGUACCGCUUCGUGCAGCGCCCCGGAGACCUUGUGUGGAUUAAUGCGGGGACCGUGCACUGGGUGCAGGCCACCGGCUGGUGCAACAACAUCGCCUGGAACGUGGGGCCCCUCACCGCCUAUCAGUACCAGCUGGCCCUGGAACGAUACGAGUGGAACGAGGUGAAGAACGUCAAAUCCAUCGUGCCCAUGAUUCACGUGUCCUGGAACGUGGCUCGCACGGUCAAAAUCAGCGACCCCGACUUGUUCAAGAUGAUCAAGUUCUGCCUUCUGCAGUCCAUGAAGCACUGCCAGGUGCAGCGGGAGAGCCUGGUGCGGGCCGGGAAGAAAAUCGCCUACCAGGGCCGGGUCAAGGACGAGCCCGCCUACUACUGCAACGAGUGCGACGUGGAGGUGUUCAACAUCCUGUUCGUGACGAGUGAGAACGGCAGCCGCAACACGUACCUGGUGCACUGCGAGGCCUGUGCGCGGCGCCGCAGCGCAGGCCUGCAGGGCGUGGUGGUGCUGGAGCAGUACCGCACGGAGGAGCUGGCGCAGGCCUACGACGCCUUCACGCUGGUGAGGGCCCGGCGGGGCGGGGACCCGAGGGGGCGCCGGGGCGGGCCGGGCCGGGGGUGGGCGAUCGCGCAUCCUGAGCUCCGCCUGCUCUCUCCCGCAGGCCCCGGCCAGCACGUCGCGAUGAGGCCGGACGCCCCGCCCGCCUGCCCGCCCGCAGGGCGCCGCGGGGCCACCAGCACACGCCUGGGCUGGACCUAGGUCCCGCCUCUGGCCGGGAAGGGGGUCGGGCCCAGCCCUUCCACCCCAUUGGCAGCUCCCCUCACCUAAUUUAUUAAGAAAAAGAAUUUUUUAAAAAACAAAUAUGAGGAAAAAAGGAAAAAAAAUGGGAGACGGGGAAGGGGGCUGGUAGCCCCUCGCCCACCAGCGCCUCCCCUCACCGACUUUGGCCUUUCUAGCAACAGACACAAGGACCAGGCUCCGGCGGCGGCGGGGGUCACAUACGGGUUCCCUCACGCCUGCCAGCCGCCCGCCCGGCGCAGAUGCACGCGGCUCGUGUAUGUACAUAGACGUUACGGCAGCCGAGGUUUUUAAUGAGAUUCUUUGUAUGGGCUUUACCCCUCCCCCAGAACCUCCUUUUUUACUUCCAGUGCUAGCUGUGACCCCUGUACAUGUCUCUUGUUUAUUCACUUGGUUAUGAUUUGUAUUUUCUGGGUUUUUUGUUUGUUUUGGUUUUUAAUUUAUAACAGUCCCACUCACCUCUAUUUAUUCAUUUUUGGGAAAACCCGACCUCCCGCACCCCCAAGCCAUCCCGCCCGCCCCUCCAGGGACCGCCCGCCGCCGGACCCUCCCUGCGCCCCAGUGUGUGUCCGGCCCCGGCCCGUCCGUCUCCGCCCGUCCGCCCGCCCGCGGCUCCAGCCGGGUUCUCAUGGUGCUCAAACCUGCUCCCCUCCCCUACGUCCUGCACUUUCUCGGACCAGUCCCCCACUCCCGACCCGACCCCAACCCCGCCUGAGGGUGAGCGACUCCUGUACUGUAGGGGAAGAAGUGGGAACUGAAAUGGUAUUUUGUAAAAAAAAAUAAUAAUAAUAAAUAAAUAAAAUAAAUUUUUAAAGUUUUAAAGAAAGAACUAUGAGGAAAAGGAGCCCCGUCCUUCCCAGCCCCGGCCAAUUUUAAAAACACGGACCUUUCCCUUACAACCCACCCCCCUUUUCUUUCUAAGCGUGAAACAGCCCAGGGCCACGGCCUCACUGGGGCAGGGACACCCCGGGAUGAGUUUCUCUGGGGCUUUAUUUUCGUUUUGUCGUUUGUUUUUUUUCUCCUCCACGCUGGGGCUGCGGAGGGGUGGGGGGUUUACAGUCCUGCCCCCUCGCACUGCACUGUCUUUCUGCCCCAGGGGCAGAGGGGUCUUCCCAACCCUACCCUUAUUUUCGGUGAUUUUUGUGUGAGAAUAUUAAUAUUAAAAAUAAA
Molecule: messenger RNA, 7027 nt
Organism: Delphinapterus leucas (beluga whale)
Lineage: Eukaryota; Metazoa; Chordata; Mammalia; Artiodactyla; Monodontidae
Source: RefSeq, a predicted model, not a curated record